UCUACUCUGAACCUUGUCAGAUGCGCAGGUCAGGUAAGCAACGCAAGGCUGAGCUGCAGCUGAAGCGCGCAGUCAAACGUGGUGACGUAGCACCACCUGAGGCACAACCGCGCAGGAAGAAUUUCAGGAGACCUCCGAAGCUUGGUCAUUCACUUGACGCAAGGCUUUUAGCAGAUGACGCAUCUAGGGCCGCAAGGAAGCUUCAAUCACAGUUCGUGAAGCUUGAUCCUGACUUCCUGGAGACCACGAAGCACUUGGCUGCUACCUUGCCCUUGACAAGGCCUAUAUCUGCUGAUGUAUGCGUCCUCGUUGUCGAUCAUGUACAGUCAGGCAACGAUCUCGUGAACGAUCAGCUCAAUGUCCCGAGGAGACCCAAGUGGAAAUAUACCAUGUCAAAAGAUGACGUAGAUGCCAACGAGCAAGGCUAUUUUCGCAGAUGGAUGAUUCAGACAGACGCCAUUGUGGAGCGUUGGUAUAAUCAAAAUAAUCAGCCAGUUGUGUCGGGCAUUGAUCUAGGGUCGGCUAGCCCAAGUGUUCCUGACACCGCUGUUCAAGACAAAAUGCCAUGUCCUCCUACCCAUUUCGAGCGCAAUCUCGAGGUUUGGAGACAACUCUGGCGAGUAACAGAAAUAUCUCAAAUACUUCUUUGUCUUUUGGACUCCAGAUGUCCACCACUCCACUUCCCGUCUUCGCUCGAGUCCUAUUUAGCCUCUCGAAAAGCAAAAGUCAUUCUCGUUCUCACAAAAGUCGAUAUCGCAGGUCCAGAAAGAGCUGAGGCAUGGACUGCAUAUCUUCAGAAGCGUCACCCAGGACUACCCAUCGUGCAAGUCGAGGCGUAUCAGCAAAAAGUGGGCGAGCAAGGACGUCCAGUCUAUGAAUCACACCUCCCCCUUCCCUUCAGAGAACGUUUAGUUAACGCCAUGCGGCAAGUGCAUGAAGAAAUGUUAAUCCCCCCUGAGCGAGUCCGCUCGGUUGAGGCCAAGCUGAAGCGCUGGAAUCCUCCAGUCAAGCGCGAGAUCGAUUGGAAUGGCUUGCUGCAUGCUCAUGGCAAAAAAGUUGGGAGUGUCGUUGGAGGCGCAGCUAUGCCGAAGGGAAAGGGCAAAGAGGAUACCGCAGACGAUGCCCAAGAACCAGAACAGGAAGGCAGUGAUAAUGAAGGCCAAUUAGAAUGGCAGGAGCCAGAAUUUCUGACUGUCGGUUUGAUCGGUCAACCGAACGUUGGCAAGUCAUCUCUUCUCAACGCGCUGUUCGGAAUACAUAAAGUUCGAGCAUCACGGACCCCCGGAAAGGUUCUCUGCGGAAUAUUACCCAUAUCCCGUGUCUCCGCCAUCCCAUUUUGCAUCCACCAAAUUGGGCAACUUCUCCCGCUCGAGACUAUUCUCGGUCUUACACACCCUUUGGCGAACAACGCACCCGUUGAGGACAAACGCACCUGGCGCGAUGGUAAGCAACCUUCAUUGAAGGACAACAAGACGCACUGGACAGCGACGGAGAUCAUGACCGCAUAUGCGAACAAGAAAGGCUGGGUUACCGCAAAGGCAGGCCGACCAGAUAUCCACCGUGCAGGCAACGCUAUGCUGAGACUCGUCGCGGAAGGCAAGAUAGCAUGGGCUUUCUGGCCUCCGGGAACCGACUUGACGACUGUUGGAUCCAGUGGGGGCAACGGAAUCUGGCUCAUACGCGAUGCAGAUCAGCACGCCCAAGAACUAGAUGAAGAUGAUGAGGGAGGAUCAGGCGAUGAAACUGACGAGGUCGAAAGUCCUGAUGAAGGCAAUGAUGACGAUGGUGAUAAAGAUGAAAAUCUGACCGGUGAAGAAGAAGAACACCAGGAUGCGGACUUCAAGUCUGUUACUGUUGGUCGCUUCGGUGUACUAGCGAUAGAUGAUUGAUUGAAGGUCGGUUGUCUGACUGCAUUCAACUAUCCUGCCAGCGCUGCAACAACGUUGCGAUUGAUGAUCAACUUGAAUACUAGCUGUACUAGACUACUAUCACCCGGGAGUUUAAGCUAUCUGAGGCGAUCUGCUAAGCUUGAUAUUGAUGAC
Molecule: messenger RNA, 2042 nt
Organism: Suillus subalutaceus
Lineage: Eukaryota; Fungi; Basidiomycota; Agaricomycetes; Boletales; Suillaceae
Product: P-loop containing nucleoside triphosphate hydrolase protein
Exons: 5
Coding region: 21-1889 (622 amino acids)
Molecular function (GO): GTP binding; GTPase activity
Source: RefSeq, a predicted model, not a curated record